CAAUUAAUAUCAGAUGUAGUAUUUCAUCCUUUCAAAAUAUCAAUUGACAAUCUUUCAGUUUUAAUCAUAAAGUUAGGUAUUUCAGAUGAUGAUUCCGAUAAUUUUAUUGGAUAUCAAUCAAGGUUGGUUGCAAAUUAUAGCGAUAUUUCACCAAACGAGGUUUGGAAGAAAGUGGGAAUAUUGAAAAAUUAUAGCAGAAAAAUUUUAUUUGGGAUUAAUCAUCAAGAUACAAUUGAUACAUUAGAAAAUUAUGUGGAAUGA
Molecule: messenger RNA, 261 nt
Organism: Funneliformis caledonium
Lineage: Eukaryota; Fungi; Glomeromycota; Glomeromycetes; Glomerales; Glomeraceae
Source: the annotation of a GenBank genome assembly